AUGAAAACGUCAGAACUCAUUGACUCAUCGGGCCAGGUCUGGAAACUGGAGUUCGAUCAAACGUUAGAACAAUAUUACUAUAUCAAUCUACAAACAAAUGCAGUAUCGUUUGACCUUCCAUGUGAAGUCAGCCGUAAACACGAUCCUAUUAAUGCUAAGCAAAGGCGAAAAUUUAGUUCUUUAAAAAGAAAAUCGUAUGACAAUUCUGAGCAAGCUUUAAGACAGAGUCGCAGUAAUGAAUCGAGGAAGAGGUCAGUAAUAUCUAAAAUAAGUUCAGCCUUUUCAUUCAAAACAAAGUCGAGAGAUUCUGCUAGCUCGUCAGAUGAAAAAUACACUGCAACGAAGUAUGACUCUAAUCCACUAGUGUCAUCUGAUAAUUCGAAUAAAACUAGUACGGAAAACAUAGAUAGUAAUAGCAUGUACGAGGCAAAGAUUGAUGAUGAGUAUCUUUUGGACAAUCCUGAAAGUUUUAGGAAUUUCGCAGGUACAUCUAUUGCGUAUUACGAUUCGGAAGUAGACAGUAUAGAUUCAGAAGAAUCAAUACAAUCAUAUUACGUUUCAAAAGACUACGAUACUAGUAUUUACUCAGGUCCAGACUUGGAUUUCGAUAAGAUUAAUGAAAGACGAGAAAUACGAUCCCAAUUGUUAAAAGAGCUUGAUGUUUAA
This is a messenger RNA of Priceomyces carsonii, 666 nucleotides long. RefSeq lists its product as uncharacterized. Bases 1 to 666 code for a protein of 221 amino acids. The record is from RefSeq and is a predicted model, not a curated record. The transcript has a single exon. NCBI's taxonomy places the organism in Eukaryota, Fungi, Ascomycota, Pichiomycetes, Serinales, Debaryomycetaceae.